Molecule: messenger RNA, 1097 nt
Organism: Anguilla rostrata (American eel)
Lineage: Eukaryota; Metazoa; Chordata; Actinopteri; Anguilliformes; Anguillidae
Exons: 2
Coding region: 136-876 (246 amino acids)
Source: RefSeq, a predicted model, not a curated record
GGGGGCGGAGGCACAGCACGGCCAGGGCUCAGACAGGACAUGGACUCGGUGCCUGGUCGCUGAGCCCUGCAGCUGGAAUACUUUUGGGGACCCUGGAAUACCUACGUUCAGCCAUCACAAGAGCAUGACGCAAACAUGAGCGGCGCCCAGACGGAAGCAGCAGCAGCAGCAGCAGCAGAGGAGAGGCCCGCCAGCGACGAGCUGGAGUGCAAGAUCUGCUACCAGCGCUACAAUGCCCACAACCGCAAGCCCAAGAUCCUGGACUGCCUGCACAGGGUGUGCGCCCGCUGCCUCAACAAGAUCCUGGACAUGGGCGACGGCUCGCAGUUCAUCAGCUGCCCGUUCUGCCGCCACGAGACCGAGGUCACCGAGUACGAGGUGGCGGGGCUGCCCGACGACUCCAACAUCAUGUCCAAGCUGGCCACGCGGGACAAGUCCUGGAGCUCGGACAGCAAGGAGGUGGUCCUGACCCCAAAGAACCUCUCGUCCUCCAGCCCGUCCCACGACUCCUCCAACUGCCUGGUCAUCACCAUCAUGGAGGUGCAGAGGGACCUGCAGCGCUCGCCCAGCCGAAACGGCAGCUCGGACUACUACGCGGAGCAGAGCCUGGACUCCGUGUCCGUCACCUCCAACGGCCCCGCGGACCAGGACGUCUUCUCCAAGUUCUGCAACCACGUGCCCAGGAUACUGGUCUGGCUGCUGGGCUUCUUCUACUUCGGCUCCCUGCCGCUGGGGAUCUACCUGCUGGUGAUCCAGCGGGUGACGCUGGGCAUCGUGUGCGUGAGCCUGGUGCCCUCCAGCCUGACUGUGUGUCUGGUGUACGGGUUCUGCCAGUGCCUGUGCCAGGGCAUGUGCGACUGCUCCUCCCGGAGCUGAAUGCGUGUGCCGGGGCACUGCCCGCUCCCCACGGCCUGGCGCCUGAGGCAGAGACGCACAGUACCUCCAACGCCAGCCGCCCACUUUCAAUGAUGCUUUAAAAAAAAUUUAAAAAAAGAAAGACAAAAAAAGGUGGAGAUUCCUCUCCGCAACACCUCUCCCAUGAGUUGUCAUAAAUGUCAGUUGUCCCACAUCAGAACCAGGUGUAGAUCGGGAUUUUU